Messenger RNA from Chenopodium quinoa (quinoa), 1028 nucleotides. RefSeq lists its product as uncharacterized. Lineage: Eukaryota; Viridiplantae; Streptophyta; Magnoliopsida; Caryophyllales; Amaranthaceae. The transcript has 5 exons. Bases 1 to 957 code for a protein of 318 amino acids. The record is from RefSeq and is a predicted model, not a curated record.
AUGGUAGGAAAAAGAGCUGGAGAAGUAAGGAAUAAGGAAAUCAAUAAUGCAAUAUUGGAGACGCAAGUUCAAAAAGGGGAAAUACAAGUUACAGGUAGAGAUGACAUCUUAGCAAGAGCAUUGGACAAGCCAGAACGGGUUGGUUCUAUUAGGGGUGUUGGAUCUGGAGUAACUAACACAGAGUACUUUGGGUUCAACAAACCACCUGCACCUAGCGAAGUCAAUGCUAAAAUGAAUGCGAUGAACUCAAAGAUGGCAUCUAUGAUGAAGCAGCAGAAUUUUAUAGUAUCAUUCAUAAUGUCAUGCUUGAACCAAGAGCAAUUGAGAGCAUUAAUGGCUGGUGGUGCUCAGCAAGGUGUUUUUGGUGGUGACACUGAGGGAUGGAGUGACUGUUGCUUGGAAAUUGAGGGAAGCGACAAAUCUCUACAAGUUGUUGCUAACUAUAAAGUCCUCACAGAAAGCAGCACCGAAGUUCUUGGCAAUCAUAACACAUCGUUGCCCCCUGGUCACCGUCGAGUCACCAUUACAGAAGAUAUUGUGCCAACUGCUCCUCUGCAAUGCCCAAACGAUGAAUUGCUUUUUGUAUGUCAUGCUAAGAGAUCUUAUACAGCUUGGCCUAAUCAUUUGAUUUUCCCCAAAAAGGCGAACAACCAAUCAGAUAAAGAAGUUGAUGUGACCACACCAUCCCCACAAUCUACAUCCUCCCACGCAUCAACAACUCGUAAGUAUGUUAUUACCGACAAGGAUCGUGAGAAGGUGACAUCUACUUUGAUGCGUCUUAUGAGAAAAAAAGCUAUGGGGAUGCAAAAGACCGGCGAUACCAUCUCUAUCACUAUUCUAGAGAGCAUGUUUCUUAAUGAAAAUGGGUUAAAUGUUUCACUUGAUUAUGAAGACUUGCUUGAUUGGUGUUUCCAAAGGGAGGUUGGAGAAUCGCAAAUGAAUAUAUUCAUGAAGUAAGUUCACCUCCAAUUUAGUUUCUAAUUACAAUGUGGAAAAUUUUUGGUCCAUUCUCUUAUAUAUUUACAACU